AUGGCGGCUCCCGGGGGCUACUACAUUCGGAAUGCGGAUGGCACAACAUCAGGCCCCUUCUAUGACGCCCAGCCAGCUGCGAUGUACGUUCCGCAGCCAGCUUCUGUGCCACACACAGCGCCUGGCGCCUAUGUGACGCCGGGAAUGAAUGUCACCACUUUGCCUGCCACACAGGCACCCUUUGUUCCCACUUCAAUUGCCGGAGGCACGGCAUACUUUGCCACAUCAGUCCAAGCUGCGUGGGACAAUCACUUUGAUGCCUUUGGAAAGCAGGACUUGGACAAGAUUUUGUUAGAUUAUGAUGAGACCUCGAUUGCCAAGUUGUACAACACCGUGGAUGGCUCCAAGAAGGAGUUUGCUGGUCUUCAAGGGAUUCGCGAUAUGUUCACUGAUCUUUUCAAGGACCUUUCCGACCUCAAGACCCUGGAAGCUCCCGUGAUCGAAGUCGACGAGCCAGGCAAGACAGUAUUCUUGGUGUGGAAAUGCCCGGGCUGCGGUUAUUCCACAGCCACUGACACGUUUGUUUUCGGGCCCGAUUUCAAAGUCAAGCGCCAGAAUAUUGUGGUCGCACACUCCCCAGUACAGACCAAAGCAAAGACAGAAAAGAAGGGCAUGUGCGCAUAA
Durusdinium trenchii is the source of this 624-nucleotide messenger RNA. The record is from the annotation of a GenBank genome assembly. Lineage: Eukaryota; Dinophyceae; Suessiales; Symbiodiniaceae.